CCGUUACUUUUUGUAUAUGACAACAAUUAACAUCGAGAUGUCGCUAGGCGCGCUUCAUUUUUCCGCUUGUUUCGCGCUUUUGCGACCGGCAUCUUUCUCGCCAGGUGCUGCCUGACCUUCCAUGAGGGCAUCGAGUCCAGGCCCAUUCAUGGCGACGUGUUCGCGGAGGAACCGCAUACGACUCCGCUCGAAUCAGACAAUCAAACAGCGAAAAAAUCGGUCUCAUAAAUUGAUUUGGCCCUGCCUGGCUCUCAAGCUUGACGCUGUGCCAAGGUGCUCGCCGGUACUUUGUCGCGAUUAAUGAUUCUUUUGCCUAGACAAAUAUGCACUCUGAUAUACCAUCCAUCGCCACUUUGUACCUUCUUCUUAACGUCACAUCUACCCCAACUGAUACAUGCCCAGCAAGUUUCGAGUCGCGAUAUGCGGUGGAGGUGUGGGGGGACUCACUCUCGCCUCCGCGCUGUCGAAGUGCUCUGAGAUCGAUAUUGAUGUGUAUGAAGCUGCGCCUCAGUUCUCGGAGGCGGGAGCUGACAUCGGUGUGUGGAGGCGACCCUAGCAGAUACUAGAAUCAUUAAGCUUGGAAGAAGGCUUGGGACAGUUAAUUGAUGUCAAGCCGACAGAUGAGAUGGUGCCAGCCCUUCAUUACCGUAGAGCUGAUCAACCGGAGGGUCUGGGCUUUUUUAAUCUUAUCAGUCGAGGCAGUCUUCUCACGUUUCACCGUGCUGAGUUUCACGAUGUUCUAAUUCAUCAUAUGUCGUCAUGAUGCAACAU
Molecule: messenger RNA, 771 nt
Organism: Heterobasidion irregulare TC 32-1
Lineage: Eukaryota; Fungi; Basidiomycota; Agaricomycetes; Russulales; Bondarzewiaceae
Exons: 5
Coding region: 395-556 (53 amino acids)
Biological process (GO): secondary metabolite biosynthetic process
Source: RefSeq, a predicted model, not a curated record